Molecule: messenger RNA, 1008 nt
Organism: Lolium perenne
Lineage: Eukaryota; Viridiplantae; Streptophyta; Magnoliopsida; Poales; Poaceae
Source: RefSeq, a predicted model, not a curated record
AUGCAGCAGCAGACCCUUGGUCCGGCGGGGCUUCAGCAGCUGGACGGGGGCUUAGCGGCGCAGCAGCAGGUCGUCGGCACGGAGGGGCAGCAGCCACCGCCCCCGAUCUCGAUGGCGCUACAGCAGCCGGCCAUGGGCAGAGAGGGACUGCACGUAGCCCCUUGCGCGCCUGGGCAGCUGUCGGCCUCUGGCCAGAGUGCUCCGUUGCCGUGCGGAGGGCCUGGGGUGGCGCCGUCCUCGCCCCGUGCGUCUCAGGAGGAGGAGCAGGACUGGUUGGGGAGGCGCCCCAGCCGGUCCCCUAUGAGGCGCCGCAGCCGAUCCCCGGCGCCCUCCUCGCCUAUGGGAGUUUCGGCGUCGCGGUCGGGUUCGGUGCAGGGGGCUUCAUCGCCAUCUACCCCUGCAUCGAAAUCUUCUUCACCAGCGUCAGGACGGUCUUCUUCACCACGCUUGUCUCCGCCUCCGCCAGCUGCCCCCGUCUUGCAUCCUCCCCCCACUAUUCCUCCACCAGUUGCGCAGCCGCCGGUGAGGAGGAGUGGGAGGUUUGCUACGACGGAGGAUGGCGUGGAGGCUACGGAUGAAGACGUGAUGCAGAGGGCUAUGCGACGCAAGGCGGAAAAGAACCUCGACACGGCAGGUACUAGAUUUUCAUCCAAGUCCUUCACUUCUUUUUCUGAUUCUAGAAUUUAUUCGAAUUUGAGUAGUGUAGGCAUAUCUUUGGGUAGAGGUUCGGAUGAGAUUUUAGCUUCAGCUCAUGUGUUGAGACAGACGGAGCUUGACCGUUUAACGGUUGCUCCAAAUGGAUCCACUGAGCUGGCUACUUCCACUGUUGAUGAUGACGAAGAUGAUGGCAUCCUAGAUGGUCAUCUUCUCUCGGCUUUAGUUGGGAGUGUGACAGAAGUUGAUUUAGACCACUCAGAGCUUAGUUCAGUUUAUGACCUCUCUGCCUCUGAACGUGGUUCUAGAUCAUCGGCUGGAAAGAAAUCUCGUAGGUAUGGCAAAAAAAUCUAA